AUGAUUCAUCUCCGGCGGAGUCUGAUUCUAUUUGGGAUUCUAGUUCUGUGGAUCCAGUGUACAAACGCGGAGUCAGAAUGUGAAGAAAAAGAAACAGAGUAUCCAUCUAGGUAUCCAAUUGCUUAUUUCGAAUGGGAAAAUGUGAAAAUUCCAAUGACAAUUUGUCUGUGGCUUAUUGGAUCAUCCAUUGCAAAAAUUAUUUUCAACCUGAUCCCUCAUCUGAACGAAUUGUUCCCUGACUCUGCUCUGCUUAUCAUGAUCGGACUGAUUAUCGGAAUCAUUUUCAAAUUGAUUGGAGUACAAAAGAACGCAUUCUUCUUGGAAAGCGAAGUAUUCAUGCUUUAUCUUCUACCUCCUCUUGUCUUCGAUGCUGGAUAUUUCAUGCCCGCAAGACAGUUUUUUGAUAAUUUUGGAUCGAUUCUCUGUUUUGCAAUGAUUGGAACUACGUUCAACAUCGUUGCUAUUGCUCUCUCCCUCUGGGCAAUCGGAUUGACGGGAUUGUUCUCUGUCGAAACACCUCUUAUCCAUAUGCUUCUUUUUGGUUCGGUUGCUGCAGACGUCGACCCAGUGGCGGUAAUUGUCAUUUUCGAGGAACUAAAAGUUAACGAAGUACUUUUUAUUGCCGUGUUCGGAGAGUCUCUUUUGAACGAUGGAGUUGCUGUCGUACUGUAUCGAAUGUUCUUGACUUUCUCUGAAAUUGGAACUGAGAAUCUUAUCACUUCUGACUACAUCAAUGGAGGUGUUUCCUUCCUUGUUGUCGCCUUCGGUGGAAUUGGAAUCGGACUUCUCUUCGCUUUCCUUGCCAGUCUUCUUACCAAAUAUUCUCGUGGAGAUGAAAUCAAAGUUCUCAAUUCUGUCUUCAUUCUUAUUCUCCCAUAUACUUGCUACCUUUGCGGAGAGCUUUUCGGUCUUUCCAGUAUUAUGGCUAUUGUAUUCUGUGGUGCUGCCAUGCGUCAGUACUGUCGUGAAAACGUGGAUCCUGGAACCGUUCAAGCAACAGAAUCAUUCAUCAAAGUGCUCUCGCUUGCUUCUGAAACGGUCAUUUUCGUAUUCCUUGGUCUUUCUACAGUAUCUUCCAACCACCAUUGGGAUACUUCGUUCGUAGUACUCACUGUAGUUUUCUGCCUGAUCUACCGUACUCUUGGAGUUGUAGUCAUGUGCUACUUCUUGAAUAAGUACCGUUUGAAUAAGUACACCAAGGUCAGAAUAGAACAUUACGACCUAACAAAACUGAAAUUUUUUAGGUCGAUCAGUUUAUCAUGGCCUACGGAGGUCUUCGUGGUGCUAUUGCAUACGGUCUUGUUGUGGCUAUUCCAGAUUUCAUACCUGCGAAGAAUAUGUUUGUCACUAGUUGUAUUAUUGUCAUUUAUUUCACCGUCUUCCUCCAGAUUGAAAAAAACACAUUUUCAGGGAAUCACUUUGAAACCAAUUGCCGAGUUCCUCCAAGUAGAGAAGAAAAAUGUUCAUUCAAAGAACAUGAUUGAGCACAUUUAUAGUGAACUCAUCGAUACAACUAUGGCUGGAAUGGAAGACAUCGCUGGGUUCAAGGGACAUCACUGGAUUCGUGAUUCGUGGAACUCUUUGAACAAUGACUAUUUGCGACCAAUUUUGGUUAACCAGACCAACAUGAAAGAAAUGGACAAGACCAAAUUGGUCCGGAAAUACAAGCACUUGGUUGAUGAAGACGCUAAGAAAAUUGCUCGUGGUGAUUUGAACAGCAACUUGGUAUUCACAAAGGCACUUAUCGAACACACACGGAGUAGAACUAACACAGUAAUCGAGGGUGUUACUCCAACUGGAAAGGUUGACUUUGGAAAGCACAUGAAGGAGCAUCACGGUAUUACAGUUUAUGACGACCAUGACAAUGUUCCCAUGACUCCAACACACAUCUUCCAAGAAACAUCAGAAGUGGAAUACUCUGUGACAACUGAACAUCUGGAAAGUGGAGGUGCUGAGAACGACGGAUACGAAUCGGACGAAUCAAGUCAUUUCCACGAGAGAAUAUAG
Molecule: messenger RNA, 2007 nt
Organism: Caenorhabditis briggsae
Lineage: Eukaryota; Metazoa; Nematoda; Chromadorea; Rhabditida; Rhabditidae
Gene: Cbr-nhx-2
Product: Protein CBR-NHX-2
Exons: 9
Coding region: 1-2007 (668 amino acids)
Biological process (GO): regulation of pH; sodium ion transport; proton transmembrane transport
Cellular component (GO): membrane
Molecular function (GO): sodium:proton antiporter activity
Source: RefSeq, a predicted model, not a curated record